Abrus precatorius (Indian licorice) is the source of this 1676-nucleotide messenger RNA. Its product is annotated as RING-H2 finger protein ATL54-like. Lineage: Eukaryota; Viridiplantae; Streptophyta; Magnoliopsida; Fabales; Fabaceae. The record is from RefSeq and is a predicted model, not a curated record. Gene Ontology annotation, molecular function: transferase activity. The coding region runs from base 53 to 1237 and encodes 394 amino acids. The transcript has a single exon. Gene Ontology annotation, biological process: protein ubiquitination.
UUUCUUUCUGUCCACUUGUGUCCCUAAGUUUCUUCAUAAAACACUCAUUCCAAUGGAGAUUAAACACCGAAAACUCUUUCCUUCAGACACAACCACAAACCAAACCCAAGAUUGUUAUGGCUUUUGUGACCCAGCGUGUCCUUACAACUGCUACUCUAACCCAGAUUACUUCUUCUCUCCACCACCACCACCAUCAUCUAUUUCAGAACACUCGAAUCAAGUUAACCACAUAUCCUCCUACUUGAUCAUCCUUGUUACUCUAUUCACAGUCAUUUUUCUUGUUGUGGCUUUCUAUGUGAUCAAAGUGAAGUGUUAUGCUGAUUGGUGUGGCUGGAGAUUCAAUGGGUCAGUUCCUUCUCAAACAGACAACACUGAGGAAUUUCUCAAUGAGAACCAAGUUGAUCACCCCGUGUGGCUCAUCACCACCGUUGGUCUGCAACAAUCAAUCAUAAACUCGAUUACAGUUUGCAAGUAUAAAAAAGAUGAAGGGUUGAUUGAAGGAACCGAGUGUUCGGUGUGUUUGAACGAGUUUCAAGAAGAAGAGACCUUAAGACUUUUGCCAAAGUGCAACCAUGCGUUCCACAUCCCUUGUAUUGACACGUGGUUGAGAUCACACACCAAUUGCCCGCUUUGCCGUGCUGGUAUUGUCUCUAGCAAUGUGGCUCCUGAUUCAGCCACGUCGAAUUUCGCUUCAACGGAGCAAGAAAAUGCAAACUUCGCUAGAAAUCAUGAGACCCUUUUGGAGAAUUCGAUUAAUGAUGGUGAGUUCAGUAGCAACAUGGUUAUCAAUGUGGCCAUGGAAAGCAGAACAGGUACAGGGGAAUCAAGUGAAGGACUUGAGUUCAUUGAUGAAUCAAAUUAUAAGGAGAGAGUUAAUGAUUCAACGGAGAAUCAAAUAGAGAAGGGGUCUGUCUCAAGUGAUUCUAUAUUGGAGGAAAAUUCUUGUUCUACAGAAUCUGAAAGCAAAUGCAAUCAUGUUGUUGAUCAUGUAUUGGGUGACAGUGACACACAGUUGCACAUGGUUAAUCUUUGGAAGCAAAAGCAAGAUGGAGAUUGCUACUCAAAAACGUAUAAAAGUAUGCGUCGUUCCUCAAUUGAAGAAUGUUUACACAUGAGCCCGGUGUCUAUGAAAAGGUCAUUCUCCUGCAAUGGAAGGAUUCUAUCUUCUAGAGGUUACGUUAGUCUAAACUCUAGACUCAACUCCUCCUCAUUAGAAUUUUCAAUCGGUCAAAGAUGAAGUUAGCGUGGCGUGAGAUAAUGAGAAGUGAUUAUUAGGGGACAUAUUUUUUGUUUCCUUGAUGGUCAGGUUGGAGUUUAAUCAUGAAAUUUGUGAAAGAAAAAGAGAUCAAUUUUAAUGAGGUUUUGAUUGCGAAGAAUAAAAUUUUAGUUGUAGUUGAAGUUUUACCAAAAUAUGACUCUGCUUGUAUGUAUGUAUAAAAAAUCACGAUGUCCAGUGCCAGGGCAGAAAAGUUUGUUCCCACGAAAGGGAACGAGGUGCAUUAAGUACUCGAUCUUUUGCUUCUACAUUGUGCAUUUGUAAAAGCUUGAUUUUUCUCUAUUCGAGAUCAUAACUUAGUAGAUUUUCGAUUCUGAACUUUCCUUUCCUCCCCAAAAUGAUAUUGUGAUCUGAUAAACUAUCAUAGUCCUCCAUAACACAAUGGAUAUGUUACCGCAUA